This is a messenger RNA of Penicillium antarcticum, 1605 nucleotides long. RefSeq names its product putative sterol o-acyltransferase (APE2). Gene Ontology annotation, biological process: ergosterol metabolic process. The record is from RefSeq and is a predicted model, not a curated record. Bases 1 to 1605 code for a protein of 534 amino acids. Gene Ontology annotation, cellular component: endoplasmic reticulum membrane. NCBI's taxonomy places the organism in Eukaryota, Fungi, Ascomycota, Eurotiomycetes, Eurotiales, Aspergillaceae. The transcript is spliced from 6 exons. Gene Ontology annotation, molecular function: ergosterol O-acyltransferase activity.
AUGUCUAGCGCCGUCUCCCAUGAUUCCGCAACUGUACGGCCGCGCGCCGUUCCUCUCCAGUCUGACGAAAAGGACGUGACUAGAGCUCUUCCCCUUCCCCUGGAAAAGCUAUCCCAGGACACGAGUGGCCGCUCAACCCCUGUCUCCGAGGAUGCGCCCCCGUCGGUGCACUCGAUCUCAUCUGCGAGGAAGCAGGUUCGGGCCCGAAACCGUCUGUUUUAUACGAUAGACUAUGUCCCACGUGUGUCGCAUUUUGAUCCGGAUAGCGACUAUCAUAAUUUUCGAGGGUUCUUUACUCUCUUUUGGAUUGCGCUGGUGAUUAUGGUCGGAACCAGCGUGCUGCGCAACAUCAAAUAUACAGGAUUCCCCUUACAACUGCGCGUCUGGAGUCUCUUGACGGAGAAUGUGUGGGUGAUGGGACUGAGUGAUGUGGCCAUGGUCGUAAGCUCGGGACUCGUUCUACCCUUACACCGGAUCUGGCGGAGCGGUCCGCAGUGGCUGCGGUGGUCGCGCGGCGGUAUGAUAGUGCAGAGUCUGGGCGAGGCAUUUUGGUUGGUCCUAUGGAUCAACUGGCCGUUUAUGCUGCAGUGGACCUGGACCGCGCAGGUCUUCUUCACGCUGCAUACCCUUACAAUCCUCAUGAAACUGCAUUCCUAUGCUUUUUACAAUGGUCAUCUCAGUGAGACUGAGCGCCGCUUAGCUUCUCUUGACAAGCCCGGUUCGAUGUCCUCGAACACUACGUCUGCCGUCCACUACCCGGAAGUCCACCGACGCCGGCCAUCCGUGAAAGACCAGAACGAGAAAGACACACCGACAGAACCACUGCUGAAGUUGCGCGAGGAACUAGCCACAGAACUUACCUCACCACUCGGCAAUAUCUCCUACCCCCAGAACCUUCACGUCGGAAACUACGUCGACUUCCUAUUCUGUCCGACUCUCUGCUACGAGCUGGAGUAUCCACGUCGAAAGGAUCGCCGCUGGGCAGAGAUUGGAUGGAAGACUGCAGCGGUAUUUGGUUGCAUCUUCCUGCUGACCCUCGUCAGCGAGGAGUUCAUUCUCCCCGUCUUGAACGAGGCCAGCGCUCAGCUCCACGUCGUCUCCAGCAUCUCGGACAAGGCAUUCAUCCUCGCUGAGACUAUCAGCAUGCUCCUGUUCCCCUUUAUGAUUACAUUCCUGCUUGUCUUCCUGGUCAUCUUCGAAUACGUGCUAGGCGCAUUUGCCGAGCUGACCCGAUUUGCUGACCGACACUUUUACGCGGACUGGUGGAAUUCGUGCGACUGGCUCGAAUUCUCCCGCGAGUGGAAUGUCCCCGUCCACCACUUCCUCUUCCGCCAUGUCUACUUCCCCUCUCGAUGCAACUUCUCUCAGCCCGUGGCUAUGCUCAUUACAUUUCUAGUCAGCUCAAUAUUCCACGAGCUGGUCAUGAGCUGUAUCACCAAGAAACUCCGUGGAUACGGAUUCCUGGCUAUGAUGCUGCAGCUGCCCAUUGUUGCAGUUCAGAAGUCCCGCUUCUUCAGAGGACGGACUACCCUCAAUAAUGUGUUCUUUUGGUUUUCUAUGAUCUUGGGUCUUUCAAUGAUGUGUGCGUUCUACGUCUUGGUCUAG